AUGGAGCUUCUCUUCUACAAACAAAAAGCAAAGGCAUAUUGGAUUAGAGAUGAAGAUCAGGGUACCAACUUCUUUCACUCCAUAGUGGCUAGCAAAAGGAUGAGCAAUACCAUUAGGGUCCUUUAUAAUCAUGAUGAGCUACUUGGCUAUUCUAUACCUGAGGGUGCAGCCGAGGCUUUAAUCAUAGAGGUCUCUGAUGUUGAGAUUAAAGAUGCUAUAUGGGGGCAAGGGAAUAACAAAUCCCCUGGUCCAAAUAGAUAUAACUCGUACUGUUUUACUAACACAUUCAUGCUUCAUUCUUUCAAUGUUACAACUGUUGUACUUGUUCCUAAUGUACCUAACCCGAGUAUGGUUAAGGAAUUUAGUCCUAUUUCUUGUUAUUCUGUCAUAUACAAGAUUGCUACUAGAAUCCUAGUGAACCGAUUGUCUAUUGUCUUCCCUUGUAUGAUUUCAAUGAAUCAAUCAGCUUUUGUGAAAGGGAGAAGAAUUAUUGAUAAUACCCUACUAGCCCAGGAACUUGUUAGAGGAUAUAAUAGGAAGAAAGUUUAUCCAUGUGCUCUUAAAAUUGACUUGCAAAAGGCUUUCGAUUCCUUAAACUGGGAAUUUGUGGGAAUUGUUCUUUAUGCAUUAGGAUUACCUGAGAAGUUCAUUGGCUGGGUCUGGGCUUGUAUUACUAAUCCUAGUUUUUCAAUUAUGUUCAAUGGUAGUCUAGUUGGCUACUUCAAGGGCGCUCAGGGUGUUAGGCAUGGUGAUCCCCUUUCACCAUAUAUUUUCAUUUUGGCCAUGAACGUUUUAUCUAGUCUUCUGAAUAUGGCUGCUAUGAAGGGAGUGUUUAACUUCCAUCCUAAGUGCAAAAAGAUUGGGCUCACUCACCUUUGCUUCGUGGAUGAUUUACUUAUAUUCUACAAAGGUUCUCUGGACUCUGUAAUUGGUGUGCAAGCUGUUUUAGACACUUUCUACUCUAUGUCUGGUUUAAAACUAAAUGCUAGUAAAUGUGAAAUGUACUAUGCUGGGAUUUCUGUUGAGCAAUGUGCUGCCAUUAAGGAGAUAACCGGUUUCAAUCUGACAAGCCUUUCAUUACGUUAUUUAGGAGUCCCACUAGUAACCAGGAAACUCACUGUGAAGGACUGCCACAGUUUAAUUGAUAAGAUCAGGGCCAAGCUGAGUUUGUGGGCCAACAAACAUCUUAGCUUUUCUAGGAGACUUCAACUAAUCCAAGCUGUUUUAUUUAGCAUGGAAAGUUUCUGGUACAUGCAGCUCAUUCUACCUAAAGAGAUUAUUAAUACUAUCGAGCAGCUAUGUUCUAGAUUUUUCUGGAAGGGGUCUGACUUACCUGUAAAAGGUGCUCGUGCCAGCUGGAAAAAAAUAUGUUUAAUGAAAUCUGAAGGAGGUCUGGGCAUUCAAGCUGUAGGCGAAUGGAAUAAAGCCUGCAUUGUACCUAAUCAGGAAAUUAUUGGCUAA
Molecule: messenger RNA, 1461 nt
Organism: Hibiscus syriacus
Lineage: Eukaryota; Viridiplantae; Streptophyta; Magnoliopsida; Malvales; Malvaceae
Exons: 3
Coding region: 1-1461 (486 amino acids)
Source: RefSeq, a predicted model, not a curated record